Messenger RNA from Procambarus clarkii (red swamp crayfish), 1379 nucleotides. RefSeq names its product Replication protein A2 (gene RPA2). Gene Ontology annotation, biological process: DNA replication; double-strand break repair via homologous recombination; nucleotide-excision repair. Gene Ontology annotation, cellular component: chromosome, telomeric region; nucleus; DNA replication factor A complex. The record is from RefSeq and is a predicted model, not a curated record. Gene Ontology annotation, molecular function: single-stranded DNA binding. NCBI's taxonomy places the organism in Eukaryota, Metazoa, Arthropoda, Malacostraca, Decapoda, Cambaridae.
GGCCGACCACAACACUUGGAGCCAUAAUGUGGAACAGCACAGGAGGUGGUUUUGAUGGCGGGUAUGGGGGGGGCAAUGAGGGGGGCUUCAUGAACUCGCAAGGACAGUUUGCAUCACCAGCUGGACAGGAGCAGAAGAAGGCACGGCAUUCCCAAAACCUGGUACCAGUGGCGAUCAAAAAUAUUUUGGACUUCGAGGGUGAAAGCAUGCAGAUUGUUGGUAUGGAUGUGCAUAUGGUAGUUAUAGUGGGCGUGAUUCGUGCAGUGGAUGUUACAAGCACUAGGAUCACCUAUACGAUAGAUGAUCACUCAGGAACCAUAGAUGCUGUGCAAUGGUUGGAAUCUGACCAGAGUAGUGAAGACCCCGCACGAACCUCAUUAAUGGAAAUGACCUAUUGUCGAGUCUCUGGAGCAAUUCGUUUCCAAAUGGGGAAACGCAAUCUAAUUGUGUUUCGCAUUUUACCGCUCACAGAUCUCAACCUCAUCACCACACACCUUCUUGAAGUAAUGCACUCUGUAUUAAAACUUCAUACUUUGCAAGAAGCGAAGGCAGAUGUGAAACCAGCAGCUAGUGGAAUCAUGUCCAACUCCCUGGUUGGAACUGCUGGUUUGGAUGGCAUGGGUGGUGGAACCAGUGUGGGAGGUGGCUUUGCCGGCAUGCAAGGUCUUACUGGGCAACAGCGCACCGUGUACCAGGUUAUCCACCAGUGUAUAGAUGAAGCAGGAGUUGCUAGAGAUGCUAUUUAUGCCAGUCUUAAAGGAAACGUGAAUCGUCCUCAAGUUGAUGACGUACUAGAUUUCCUCAGCAGUGAAGGUCAUAUUUACUCCACCAUCGAUGACGACCACUUCAAGUCAACGGACGGCUAAAUGCAGCAUGUAAACAUCAGAGAUACAGUGCCUAAAUCAUUUUUAAACUGUUUUGUAUUCUGUGAGAAAAUGUUGUAGUCAUAUGAUGGAAUUGAGCCCACAUCUCUGACCUCUUGGGCACCCACACUACAUGGAUGCAGGUUCGAUAUUUCUCUCGUGUGCUACGUUCUUGUGAUUUCAUUGUGCUUCUUUGUAUUUUUUGAAUGAGAAGCUCUGCAUUCUUUAGUCGAGUUCAGAUAUUGAAUAAAUUUGCGUGUAAUGUUGUUGAACUAUAAUUGUCAUGUUUUAAGUUUCUCGAGCCUUGGAAUUAUAUUUUUGUUUACCUUUUUUCAAUUUAUUGGUUUUAACAUUUAUCUUGCACUAUUUUUUGUUUACUGGGAGAUCAGUUAUACUCUACCAUUUAAAUGUUUUUGUUUAGCAGCAAUAUUUGAAUACAAACAUUUUAAUGGUGAGAGAUUUCAAAAGUGAAUUUAACCAUAUGUGAUAAUUUAUUUAAUAUAUGGACAUACUGUA